UUAGUUUAAGUUCAUAUUUCGUUGAUUAAAGUACUUUUAAUAGUACUACGCUAGACGUAAUUAGCCAAGUGAAGUGAAAUUUAAAAAAAAAAUAUAUUUUAUUAAAUCAAAUCCUGGUUGAGUGAACAAAAAAAAAAUAAAACAUAGUACAACAAACAAAUAUUAAAAUUAAAAUGGUGAUUGAAGAAUGGAAGAAAUGUAGCAUUGCUACAAAAUUUCCUACAUAUAGAAAUUCAAGUUUAGUGACUACUAAAAGUUGGUUGGACGGAAAACGCCAGGAUGAUGAGGCCGAAGGUCUUUGGCGUAUUUAUGAUUCCUUGUAUGAUUUUACUGACUUUAUUGAUAAACAUCCGGGUGGUACAUUUUGGAUACGAGAAACGAAAGGACUUGACAUAACCGAAGCAUUCGAAGCGCAUCACUUGACAACGACACCUGCUAAAAUGAUCGAAAAGUAUAAAGUACGCGAGGCCUCGAAACCUAGAAUAUACACUCUGACAUUGCAUGAAGAUGGUUUCUAUAAGACGCUGAAGAAAAGAGUUGCACAGAAAUUGAAAACAAUUGACAACAAACCAAAAAAAACAUCAGAUGCCAUCCAUUUAGGUUUACUCUUAAGUACUUUUAUUUUCACCAUGGCCAGUGCUAAAUUCGACAGUUUGCUAUGCAUGGCAUUGGCCGGUGCAGCUCUAGUGUGGACCACUGUUUCAUCUCACAACUACUUUCAUAAACGAGACAAUUGGCAAAUGUACGCCUUCAAUUUGAGUAUGUUGAAUUUUACAUCGUGGCGUAUAUCGCACGCUUUGUCGCAUCAUAUCUAUCCAAAUUCCUAUAUCGACCUGGAACUAUCAAUGUUUGAACCGUUGUUGUGUUGGGUUCCGAAUCCAUACAUAAAAAGUAAAAUGAUGCGCUAUGUGUCCUGGGUAACUGAGCCGAUAUCAUAUGCGAUCGCAUUUUCCCUUCAAAUGCUAACCAGAAUCUUUUACUCUCUGAGUAAAAGUAAUUGCAUGUACUGGCACGAUGUGAUCUGUCUUUCUCUGCCCUUAUCAAUGUAUUUAUGUUCGAGUUGCUCCAUUUUCUGGUGUUUGCGUCAAUGGAUCUAUAUUACAGGGCUGGCAAGCUUUGCAUUUUGUGUAAUUGGCUUGAAUGCGGCUCAUCAUGAUCCGGAAAUCUAUCAUGAAGGUGACACCAAUCGGGAAGAUCGUGAUUGGGGUCUCUAUCAAGUCGACACUAUAAUCGAUCGUGGUGAUAUUAAAGGCUCUCAGUUCUUAGUUUUAACACACUUUGGUGAUCAUGCACUGCAUCAUUUAUUCCCCACAUUAGAUCACGGCAUUUUGCCUCAAUUGUAUCCCAUUCUCUACGAGACUUUGGAAGAAUUUAAAGGCGAAUUAAGAGAAUGUACUCAUUUGGAACAUAUAAUUGGUCAACACAAGCAAUUGCUAAGAACUGAAACUAAUCCAAAGGCACCCGGUUCCAAAUAAAUGUAAAUAAAUAACACAUUUUGUUUGAUUAUAUGAUAAUUUACUUAAGUUAACGAAUAUAAUAAGGCGUUAAAAAAGGAAACGCGUUAAAGUACGGUUUUUACACUCAAUAACAAUGUUUUUAUAUUAAAUACUAUGAAAUUGGACAAUUAGUGCGUAAAUAAAUGGGAUUAUUCUUCUCCGAAGACAUUUAA
Molecule: messenger RNA, 1669 nt
Organism: Calliphora vicina (urban bluebottle blowfly)
Lineage: Eukaryota; Metazoa; Arthropoda; Insecta; Diptera; Calliphoridae
Product: cytochrome b5-related protein
Exons: 4
Coding region: 174-1475 (433 amino acids)
Biological process (GO): lipid metabolic process
Molecular function (GO): heme binding
Source: RefSeq, a predicted model, not a curated record